Molecule: messenger RNA, 981 nt
Organism: Phaeoacremonium minimum UCRPA7
Lineage: Eukaryota; Fungi; Ascomycota; Sordariomycetes; Togniniales; Togniniaceae
Product: putative thiazole biosynthetic enzyme protein
Exons: 3
Coding region: 1-981 (326 amino acids)
Biological process (GO): thiamine biosynthetic process
Source: RefSeq, a predicted model, not a curated record
AUGGCCCCUUCAGCCACUUCCGUCGAGCCCUCCAGCGCUCAGGUCGCCGUCCUAACUGCCAAGAAGGCCAAUGGCGCUGAGACCAAGGCCAAUGGCCAGACCAAGACUAUCGAGAGCAUGAUGGGGAAGUGGGAUACCUUCACGUUCAACCCUAUCCGGGAGAGUCAGGUUUCGCGUGCUAUGACCCGUCGCUACUUCUCGGAUCUUGACACUUAUGCCGAGUCUGACAUUGUCAUCAUUGGAGCCGGAUCUUGCGGUCUCAGUGCCGCGUACACUCUCGGAAAGGCUCGUCCGGACUUGAAGAUUGCUAUCAUUGAAGCUGGCGUUUCUCCUGGUGGAGGCGCCUGGCUUGGUGGGCAACUCUUCUCUGCCAUGGUCAUGCGUAAGCCUGCUGAGGUAUUCCUUGACGACAUUGGCGUCCCAUACGAGGACGAGGGCAACUUUGUUGUCGUCAAGCAUGCCGCACUGUUCACGUCCACGGUGUUGUCAAAGGUGCUGCAAUUCCCCAAUAUUAAGCUCUUCAAUGCCACAGCUGUUGAGGAUCUGAUCACCCGCCCCAGCGCUGGCGAGGAGGACGGCGUCCGCAUCGCUGGUGUCGUGACCAACUGGACACUGGUCUCGAUGCAUCACGAUGACCAGUCUUGCAUGGAUCCCAACACCAUCAACGCCCCGCUUGUCAUCUCUACUACCGGACACGAUGGCCCAUUUGGCGCUUUCUCCGUCAAGCGCCUCGUUAGCAUGAAGCAGCUUGAACAGUUGGGCGGCAUGCGUGGACUUGACAUGGCAUCGGCUGAGGAUGCCAUCGUCAAGGGCACCCGCGAGAUCGUUCCUGGACUGAUCGUCGGUGGCAUGGAACUCUCCGAAGUGGAUGGAGCCAACCGCAUGGGCCCGACCUUUGGUGCAAUGGCUUUGAGCGGUGUCAAGGCCGCUGAGGAGGCUCUCAAGGUCUUUGACUUGAGGAAGGCCGAGAAUGAGCAUUAA